UGUUUCGUUCCUUCUCAUUUUUGAUUACUCUACCACUUGUUAAUUUAUAAUUGCCGCGGUUUAGUCCUUAGUUUGGAUUUUAAUUUAAAUACGUAAAUCAUAUUUAUACAAAUCUUCGUGUUAAGUUUGGCUAUUUGAACUAAAACUUUUCGGCAGAGUUUCGUAAUAUGGAAGGAACACCUCGACUAAAGAAAAGAAUGUCUCUUACCUUGGGACGACAUCACAAAAGAGUCGCAUCUCCAAAAAUGUUAAUGGCACAUUCAUCAGUCAACGCUUCAAUCGGUAAUGACAAUACUGAUUAUGAGGAAUGCAAGAAUUUGAGGACUCCUAAAUCAUCGUCUAUCACAUCUUUAAAUUCUGAUGGUGGUAUAGAGUGUACACCGCCUCAUAAGAAAUUUAAUUUAGAUGAUAGUGUUGAAUAUUCUCCAAAAUGUUUCGAUGUUAGUUUUUCGCCUGGGUGCUUACUUUCACAGACCCUUUGCUCUAACAGCCCGGAAGUCGGCUGGAAAUGGAAUCGAAGAUCUACGGAUGAACAAGUGCAAAGUGCUACACCGGACUCAGCUUAUGCAGCGGAAAGUAGUUUCACAUCAGCAGGUUCGAGUAAUACUGGAGUUUCGGGAACUUUUGGACGAACACGGAGCGAUUCUUUAAAUUAUCGCAACACUUAUGAAAUGAGAAGGGAAGAGCAGCGUCGGAAACUAGAAAUACAAAUGCGACGUGCUGAGAAGAUUCGUGCUGAUGAAUUGUUAAAACAGCGUUGUGCCAGACUUCAAGAACAAAUGAGAGAAUCAGAAGAACGUCGGCAACGAGAACUACAAGCUCAAAAAAAGAUUCAGGAACAGCGUCAACAAGUGACGCAACCAGAAUUAAUUGCAGAAUUGGCUGCAGUCAAUGAUAUAUUCUCAAAGGAUAACUAUACAACAGAUGACUUUUUUAAUGAUUCGGAAACUGAUGGCUUACUGCUUGAAGCUUCUCAGCAAAUGGAAUCUAAGAUAGAGGAGUUAGUCCAGAAUCCAGAAGUACGAAAUAAUGCAGCCGAAACAACUGUAGUUGUUUCAAAAGUGCCAACUGUAACUAGAAACGCUGGUAGUGAAAGUUCAGUAAUGCUCAAACCAUAUUCUACUGCAGAUAGAAGCGAAAAGCGUUCCUCACUCUAUAUGAAAUUUCUUGAAGAUGACUUACCCAAUGACUGGUUCCUGGAACUCGAUGAUGUUAUUUUAAAAGCAACACAAGAAACAAAACCACGGAACAUUUUCCAGCGUCACAAUUCUAUGCCCUCAAAUACCGUGAGUGUUUCUUCCAGCGCAGCAGCGUCAAACCCAAUACCAACAAAAACAUUAGCGAAUGCUUCGUCUAGUACAGCUUCUUCCUCCACAAAAAUAAAACGCCAUGUAAGCUCACAAGCGCUUCGUCCAUCAAUUAACACUGCUUCCAGCUCGCAGCAGCUACAUGAAUAUCACACAAGUCACUGCAAAGGAAUUGUGUACAAAAUUUUAAGAAGUCAAAAUCGGGCACAGCGCCCUUGUAGAUGCCGUGCUUUUGGCUUCCGAAACGUGCGAUCGUUUUGAAUUAUGCUUUUUGCCAUGUUUAUCAAAUAUUUAAACAAAAUAAGUAUUGCUUCAAAU
Molecule: messenger RNA, 1625 nt
Organism: Ceratitis capitata (Mediterranean fruit fly)
Lineage: Eukaryota; Metazoa; Arthropoda; Insecta; Diptera; Tephritidae
Exons: 3
Coding region: 168-1568 (466 amino acids)
Source: RefSeq, a predicted model, not a curated record